Molecule: messenger RNA, 15163 nt
Organism: Cylas formicarius (sweet potato weevil)
Lineage: Eukaryota; Metazoa; Arthropoda; Insecta; Coleoptera; Brentidae
Product: midasin
Exons: 27
Coding region: 71-15154 (5027 amino acids)
Biological process (GO): rRNA processing; ribosomal large subunit assembly
Cellular component (GO): nucleus; preribosome, large subunit precursor
Molecular function (GO): ATP binding; ATP hydrolysis activity
Source: RefSeq, a predicted model, not a curated record
AUGUUUUUUUGGUUAUAUUUUUCGCACGUUCUAUAUUUUUGGAGUGCCUUCAAGUCUUUUUGUUAAUAAAAUGGCCGUUAGGGCUGCAAAAAAUGGUUCGCUGUACGAAAAAUUGCACGUUUUUGCUAGCAUAAACGAGCAGUUUAACGUCUGCUUCAAACAAGUAGACGUUCAGAAAUUGAAGGAGUCUGCUAAAUGCGACGUGCUUGUGGAGUACAUCGCUAGAGAAAUGCUCGUUAUACCAUAUUACUUUGAUAUUAUAAUUGAACAGUUUCCGCGCGAGCUGCCAAGGAUAUUGCACGACGCUCUCACGUUCAAUGAUGAAUACGAAUUUAGUCAUUCCAGACACUUGCUAAAUUGCAUUCUGUUGUCUAAAAUCGUCCGACAGAGACGGGAUUUGUCUAGGUUUGCUUUAACGUAUUUUACGUCGUAUCCGGCUCCCUUCGAGACGGAAGACAAAGCGCCAGAAAAAGUUCGCAAAAUUUCUUCGGGAAAGGUGCAGGUCGAAUGCAUCGAUAUCGUGGAGGCCACUUAUUUCUUAUUAAAAAGCAACCCCGAAUUCUUCAGAGUGCGGUGGGAGUGGACUCGUUUCAUCUCGGCGUUUAUCAGUUCAUCUAGAGAUGUCCAUGUUCGCUGGUUAAUGUAUCAAACUCUAGCGCUUGCCUUGGGUUUUAACGAGCGCCGCCUGAAGCAACUGAUCUUCAACCGAAUUUCCGACGACAUGAACCUAAAUUUGACUUACCAGUUCCACGCAAAUUCGGGUUUCUCCAAAAAAAAAUGGGAAGCUCCUCCCGUCCAUCCCGUUCCGCAUUUGGCUCCAGGAAAACUAAGUAAAAACGCGCUCGUUCGCGUGGCCGACAUUUAUGUCCCGUCAGUCGGACGCGAAACAAAAGAGUUGCUAGUGGAAGUCCCCUCUACCCACCGCAAUUUGCAAAAAAUUGCUCUCGGACUCUUUUCCAACAGGGCGUUGUGCCUUCAAGGUGCGGUGGGGAGCGGCAAAACCUCGCUGGUGACCCACUUGGCGUUCAAGACGGGUAGAAAGUUGGGCGAAACCUUUAUCAAGCUGCAGCUGGGUGAUCAAACUGACAGCAAAACGCUGCUCGGCACUUAUAAAUGUACCGGUGCGCCCGGCGAGUUUGUGUGGCAGCCCGGAAUUCUGACUCAAGCGGUAACGGAGGGUCACUGGCUACUCCUCGAGGACAUAGAUCAAGCUAACGUGGACAUAGCGUCGGUUCUCGGCAACCUACUAGAGAACCAUGCCCUGACUGUGCCAGGGUACAGGGACGCCAUCCCCGUCUCUCCCGGGUUCCAACUUUUCGUCACCCAAAGACUUGUAACGACGUACAGCGGCCAUCACAAGAAACAAUCGAACACUAUGGGCCUGCUGGAGAAGCACAUCGUGCAGAUAACCGUCGAUCCUCUCCCCGACCACGAAUUGAAACAGAUCGUGACCGCCCGUCACCCGCAAUUCGACACCAUAGCGGAUCGCCUCCUGAAGGUGUUUCGCUUAUUUUCCGACGAAACGUCCUCCCCGGUCGCGUCUAAAGGCAGGCGCAUAUCGACCCGCGAUUUUUUCAAGUGGUGCUCGCGCACCGCCGUCAAUUUCGACGUCAAGAGCCAAGCGACCGCUCUCGGAGUGCUGCAGCACGCAAUCGACGUGUUUUGUUGCUCCUAUCCGAACCCCGUCGAAGCGCUCGACUUGGCCAAACAAAUCAGCACUUAUUUGGGGAUCAUUAACGAGAAGGCCGACUAUUACUUCAACACGUACAAGCCCAGUCUUCAGCUUACGGCAACGGCGUUCGUCUCCGAACGGGUCUCGUUGCCCAGGGAGCACCGGGUCUUCAAUAAGACCUCUAAGUUUUGUUUCACGAGACCCGCUUCGGUUUUGCUCGAACGCGUCAUGUGUUGCGUCCGCCUUAAGGAGCCGGUACUGCUAGUAGGCGAGACCGGUACCGGCAAAACCUCCUCCGUACAGUAUUUGGCCCAGGUCCUCGGCCAGAAGUUGGUCGUCAUCAAUAUGAACCAGCAGUCGGACUCCACGGACCUUUUGGGCGGUUUCAAGCCCGUCGACCUGAAGCUCGUCAUAGCGCCGAUCCGGCAAGAGUUCGAGGAGGUAUUCCGCGAUUAUUUCAACGUCGCGCCUAACAAGCAGUACCUGUCCAACGUAGCUCAAUGCUUCAACAAGCAACGGUACUCGGACCUGGUGAAGCUGAUGUUCAAGAGCACGAACGCGGCAUUGCGUCGUCUCACUACGGAAACGGAAACGGAAACGGCCAAACCGCAAAGCGACGUCUUCCGCGAGCGUUGGCAGAGUAUCAGGGACAAACUCUCCGCGAUCGACGCUCAACUGAAGCAAAAGAACGCGAUGGCUUUCGCGUUCGUCGAAGGCGGUCUGGUCAAGGCCGUACGCGAAGGCUAUUGGAUAUUACUGGACGAGAUCAAUUUGGCGAACGCCGAAACCUUGGACUGCCUUUCCGGCCUGCUCGAGGACGCGGACGGCACGUUUUGCCUCCUGGAGCGCGGCGACAAGGUUCCGAUUCCUCGACAUCCCGGCUUUACCAUGUUCGCUUGCAUGAACCCGUCCACUGACGUGGGCAAACGCGAUUUACCGCCCGGACUGAGGAACCGUUUCGCCGAGUUCUACGUCGACGAGCUCGUGUCCAAGUCGGAUCUGCUGUUGCUGGUGCGCAGUUAUCUGGAAGCGAUGUCGCUGAAGGACAAGGACGUCGAGAAUAUCGUCGCGUUUUACACGAGGAUCAGGCAGGAGGUGGCGACCACCCUGACGGACGGUUUGGGACACAGGCCGCAUUUCUCGCUGAGGUCUUUGUGUCGCGCGUUGACCGUCGCAUCGCGCAACCCCUGCGGCGCGUUCCGGAAGAGCCUCCACGAGGCUUUUUGUUUGAGUUUUUUGACGCAGCUCGACUCGGCGUCCUACGAAAUCGUCGAAGCGUUGGUCUUUAGGUAUUUGGUGGGGGAUAAAAACAAAGCCGCGUUGGGACAACCGAUCCCCAAACCGGACGGCAAGGAGUGUUUGCAAUUCGAAGGGUACUGGGUGGAGGUGGGUACCGAGGAACCCCGUCCGCCAUCCGACUACAUCCUCACGCGUUCGGUGAGACGGAACUUGAGGGAUCUCGUGCGCGUGGUAUCCGUAGGGAAACUUCCCGUACUCUUACAGGGCGACACUUCUGUGGGAAAAACGAGUCUCGUCACAUAUUUGGCGGCCGCGAGCGGAAACAAGUGCGUCCGCAUUAACAAUCACGAGCACACCGACCUGCAGGAGUACGUCGGUUCGUACGUCGCCGACCCACAGGGUAAACUCGUGUUCCGCGAGGGCGUCUUGGUCGAGGCGAUGCGCAAAGGGCACUGGAUCAUUUUGGACGAGCUGAACCUGGCCCCGACGGACGUCCUCGAAGCCCUCAAUCGCGUCCUCGACGAUAACCGGGAGUUGUUCAUCCCGGAGACGCAGGAAACGGUCCGCGCGCACCCCGGUUUCACGGUUUUCGCCACUCAGAAUCCUCCGGGCGCGUACGGCGGCCGGAAGAUGUUGUCCCGCGCGUUCCGUAACCGUUUCGUCGAGCUUCAUUUCGGGGAAAUCCCGGCGGACGAGCUCGAACACAUCCUGCAGAAACGGUGCCAGAUGGCGCAGAGCUACGCGAAGAAGAUGAUCGCGUGCAUGAGCGACCUGCAACGUCGCAGGAGGGAGUCGGCCGCUUUUGCCGGCAAGCAGGGUUUCAUCACUCUAAGGGAUUUGUUCAGGUGGGGCGAGAGGUACAGGUUGGCGCCGAACCAAGAGGGUCUCUACGAUUGGGACCAGCACAUGGUCGACGAGGGAUACCUGGUGCUCGCCGGGAAGGUCAGGAAGGAGAACGAGAAGAGGGAGAUCGUGGACGUGUUGCAGAAACAUUGGAAACGGGACGUGGUGCUGGAGAAUUUGUUUACGCUGCACCAAAACACGUCGACCGUCACGCGGCACAUUCUCGCUCAGCUAGAGCGAGGCGGCAACCGCUACCCCAACCUGGUGUGGACGUUUAAUAUGCGCCGUCUCGCCGUGCUCACUCAGAAAGCUUUCGAGUUCAAAGAGCCGGUCCUGCUGGUCGGCGAGACCGGCGGCGGUAAAACGACCGUCUGUCAAGUACUCGCCGACGUUCGCGGUCAGGAAAUGCUCACCGUCAACUGUCACAUGCACACCGAGAGCAGCGACUUCGUGGGCGGCCUCAGACCGGUCCGCGAUCGUACCGCGGGCGCGCUAUUCGAAUGGGUCGACGGACCCCUCCUCGAGGCCGUCAGGCUCGGUCGCUUGUUCCUCGCCGACGAAAUCUCUUUGGCCGACGACAGCGUGCUCGAGAGGCUCAAUUCGUUGCUCGAACCCGACAGGUGUCUGCUGCUCGCCGAAAGGGGCGCCGACCUAAGCGUGCGGGACAACGCCGAGCUGGUCCGGGCCCAUCCGGACUUCCUUUUCGUCGCGACCAUGAAUCCCGGCGGCGAUUUCGGCAAGAAGGAGUUGUCGCCCGCGUUGCGUAACCGUUUCACCGAGAUCUGGUGCGACCGGCAUACCCGCAGGGAAGACAUGGUGCGGAUAAUCGAACGGAGCGCGACGCGUCAUCCGAACGCGGGGUUCGGGGACAAGAUCGUCGAUUUUUUGGAGUGGUUCGGGAGUACGCGGAUCGGGCAGAGGUUCGUGGUGACCAUACGCGACGUGUUGACGUGGGUGGAAUUUAUAAACAACGUGGACGCUUUGUCCGCCUCCGCGGCGUACUAUCACGGCGCUCGCUUGGUGUUCCUCGACGGUUUCGGUUCCGGAUUGACCGGUUCCGAAAGCGUCGAGACGCUGCGCGCGUUCGAGACUGCCUGCGAGAACUUUUUGGAGAAGCAGUUCGCGCCGGAAGCGUUCCCGCGCGUGCCCGACCCUCUCGACGUCACCGUUACAGAAACUACGUUCGGGGCGGGGCCUUUUUCCGUACCCUUCGGCUCCGAGAAACCCCAGGAUGCGAAGUUUUCGUUCCGCGCGCCUACCACCCUCGCCAACGCCGUCGCCGUUCUGCGCGGUAUGCAGCUCAAUAAACCCAUACUCCUCGAGGGCAGUCCGGGCGUGGGGAAAACGAGUCUCGUCACUGCCCUGGCUAAGAUGUCGGGACAUAAAGUGUUCCGGGUGAACUUGUCCGAACAAACGGACAUAUCCGAUCUGUUCGGCGCGGACCUUCCAGUCGAGGGCGGCGCCGGCCAGUUCGCGUGGCGCGACGGUCCGUUGCUACGGGCGCUGAGGGAGGGCAGUUGGGUGUUGCUGGACGAGUUGAAUUUGGCAUCGCAGUCUGUCCUCGAAGGGUUGAACGCGUGCCUGGACCAUCGCGGCGAAGUCUUCGUCCCCGAACUGGGCAGAACGUUCCGCGUCGGCCGCGGCACCCGGUUCUUCGGGUGCCAGAACCCGAUGAGGGAGGGCGGCGCGCGCAGGGGACUCCCCAAAUCCUUCCUCAAUCGAUUCGUCCAGGUUUACGUACGAUCGUUGACCGCCGACGACACGGAGGCGAUCCUGACGGCGGAAUUUCCCCUUCUGCCUCGCGCCACCAUCGAGAAAAUGGUCGACUUUGGUCGCAGACUAAACGACGAGCUCGACAAGAGAAGAUUGGGUCACAAGGGGGCGCCGUGGGAGUGCAACUUGAGAGAUUUGACCCGCUGGUGUCAAGCGCUCGAACACGGCGACGAAGCGGACUGCCGCGACACGUUGGAGAUGAUUUUCGCGAAUCGGAUGAGAGAGCCCGAAGACCGGCGAAAGGUAGUCGAGAUUUUCGGUCGCGACGUAGUGAGGUACUCGAAAUCGGUGGUCUACGUCGACGACGACCACGUGUACUUGGGCGGGGCGCGCCUCAAGAGGGCGGUCGACGGAGUCAACGAGCACGUGCUCCGAAACCCGAGGGAAUCGUUGAUCUUGAGACGGCAAGUGGACGCGUUGCGAAGUCUGACGUACUGCGUCAACCUCAAUUGGAUGGCGAUCGUGGUGGGCGGGGCCGGUUCCGGCAAAUCGCACCUGGUGCACACGUUGGCGGCCCUCGCGGGGAAAACACUGCGCACCCUUCCCGUAACCACCGCGAUGGAUACGACCGAUAUUCUCGGCGGAUUCGAACAGACGGACUACGGCCGCCACCUGGUGGACAUCGCCAAAGUUGCGGAGCGUCGAACGUUGGAAACGGUUCAGAACCUGCUGCUCGAGGAGAAGAUCGGACGGGCGGGUCAGCUGCUCGGAUUCUUGGAGGCGUAUUUGACGGCGGACGCUCCAAAUGUCGAAGCGAAAAAGGAGGUGGAUUCGUUCCUGAAUAAGUGCAGCAAGCUGGAGGCGCUGCUCAAGGAGCUUUAUUUGAAGAGCGAGGAUCCGGCGGAGGGCAAGCACAUUCUGCACCUCAUAGAUCGUUGUGCGCAGAUACAGAAGACAGUCGCCGCGGACGGAUCAGUCAGCGCGGGGGGCAGGUUCGAAUGGGUGCACUCCGUCCUGGUUAAGUGCGUGGAGGAUGGCUCGUGGCUACUGAUCGACAAUGCGAACCUGUGCAACGCUGCGGUCCUCGAUCGGCUCAACGCGUUGCUGGAGCCCGGCGGGAUACUGACCGUGUGCGAAAAAGGCGCCGACGCCAACGGGAAAAUGUUCGAGCUGAAGCCCCACCCCGAAUUUCGCCUCUUCCUGACGAUGGACCCGAAAAACGGCGAAAUCUCGCGGGCGAUGCGCAACAGGGGCCUGGAGAUUUACGUGGAGGAGACCGUCGACGAGUACGACGUUAAAAGUCUGCUACAUUUGCGGGGGUUGUCGACGAACUCGCACCUCGAGCGCGUCCUCGACGUUCACCGCUUCGUUUCCGGGUUGAUCCUUACCGAAAAACCGGGUUUGUCCGAUCUGCUACGGUACGGGUCGCUCGUCGCCGCCCGUAUCCUGCAAGGAUUCCGCGUCCGCGACGCCCUCUACGAGUCCUUCGUCGAAGUGUACUUCAAGACGCGCUCUCGUGCGGAGUUCAACACCGCGGACGCGGAGCGGGAGGUCCGCGAUCGGAUCGAAAGAUUUUCCGAAGGCGAAGUCAGUCGCUACGAUCGUCACGUGACGUUGAACGUCGGAGAUUUGGCUGGGCGGUCGACGUUGGCGCAGGUCAUGCACCAGGCGGCCUUCUUCGAGCAGGCAAUCGCGUCCUUAAAUAGCCGUAAACGUCCGACGGCUCGGGUUCGCGCCAAAUCGUCCCUGUUGAUCUGGUCCGACCUGGAAAGACUCCGGGGCGUCGACACGGGCGAGUUUUACUUCGUCGCGAACCUGGUGGCGAACAUUUUCACCGUCACGUCGAGGAACGACCUGCCUUACAGGCUAACACACCUGCGGUCGAAGGCGGGGUCCGACGAUUGGCUCGCGUUCGUCGACCGCGUCGCCAAAGUGUUGAACGUUUUCGCCAGGGAGUGGGCGAACCUGCCCGUGGACUACAGGUGGUUGGAGGCGUGUCCGAGGACGGUAGCGGACGGCUCGAUCGGCGACUCGCUCAAUUUGGCCGUACAAAUCGAGAUACACAAGAUGGCCGACGCGAUGGAGGCGAAACGCGCCGGCAGAAACAGUCUGCUCGCGUACGUGGCGCAGAGGCAAAUGAAGUCGGUGUCGAAUGUUCUAGACGCGCCGAUACUCGACCUUUAUCCGACGUUGCAGAAGGAGUUUUACGUCUACCUCAGGCAGCUCGCGAUCGAUCUGGGGACGUUGUCGCCCGACGACUACGUCGACUUGGUGCUGUGCUUAAGUUGGCGCCAGUGUCUACACUCGUUCGUGGCGACCGUGGAGUUUCAGCCUGGCGGGUACGCGAACAAGUUAGUAGCGUCGAGCAAAACGAACGCCCUCGCUGUCGCCUACCGCUGGUUCUACAAGUACGCCGUGGUGCGCAUGUCCGAAAAGAUAGGCGGUCGUAUCCCCGACUCCUUGACUAGCGUCUUGAAAGUUCUGAACCUAGCGGUUGACAAACAUCGUCCGCUAAUGCACAAAACAAGCAAAAUUUACCGAAAAUGCGACCACGUGCCCGCCCAUUUUCAAAGCGAGGACUACAGGCACGGCUUGGAGCUGAUUGACGGCUUCGAAUCAGGGGCGCAGCCUCUGUCGUCGCAUGCCAGAACCGAGCUGAUCGAAUUGCAGCGUCGGCUGCACUCGGAAGAGUUCGACGACUCGCGUUUAGAAACGCUGAAGUCGCUUCUGCGCGACGACGACGUCCCGUCGCUGCGAGAAACCCGAAUCGCGCCUGUGCUGAAGGCGUCCACCCACCUGGUGCUGUUGAAUGCUCUGGUCCGCAUCGAACGCGGAGAUCCGUUCGAUUCGGAGCGCGUCGUAGCCGAUCCCCAGGUGCCUGUCGCUCUGGGUGGCCUGCUAGCCCUUUACGGCCGAACUUUGGACCCGAGACUGCUUCACCAGAUCAGGAAGUUGUAUUUCGCGACGGGAGUGGGUGAAAAAGCUCCGCCCACAGGUCUGAACCCGACCGCUACGACUGCCGCGUGCACUCUACUGUCGUCCGAUCGAAUUACGACCUUGGAGAACUACGGAGCCGCCGUCGAAGAACACGGAAAGCUUUCGGCGUGUCUUUGGAAGAAUUUCCGUGCGGCAGGAAACGAGUCGUUCGAUUUCUUAGCCCUCCACUUGGAAAUAUUGACCGCCCACGUACGCACGUUCUUCGAUCGCCUGCAAAAGGCGCUAGAUACCAAAUUCUGUGACUUGGAUGCGCCGCACUUCAGCGCCUCCGCGCUAAAAGUGGACGCGGACUUCGCGCUCUGCGCGCGCGACAUCUAUGACGCGUUUAUAUCGGUCGCAACCACCUUGGGUAUGGAUUCCAAGAUGCGCGUCGUCGCCGACCUUCACAUCGGCCUAGGCUACGCCCGAGCUUACUUGCAUUCCCGCCUACCUUCCGUCGAUCCACUAGCGAAAAAAGCGAUGAAAACUGUACACCUAUCCAAAGUCAUCGGCAUGUUCGGUCAGAUGAAGAGGAGUUUCGAGGUGCAACGUGACGUACUGGGCGUGGCUCAUCCAUAUUUGGACGCCCUCCACGCGGCAGCGACCAAACUGGAGCACAAGAUUGACGAAAUGACCGAGGGCGUGGCCGUCGGCCCGAAAGAGGUUCUCUACGACUACGUCGUCCAGCAAAUUCGACACGCGUUCGACAACAUCUUGAACGCGACGCUGCUGAAAAAUAACCGAGAAAUCAACGAGUUACUAAACGGGAUCGACGAUGAGGAGACGAGGAACGGCUUGAAGACGCACAUCGGCAAAAUGGAGGCUUUGAUACCGUGCGUCGAGACCAUCGUCAACGAUUGGAAGCCGUAUCGGUACUCGUAUCCGGAUGUGUUCGAACCGUUGCUGAGCAACGUCGCUCAGCUUCUCUACGGCUUGAAAAUCAAACUGUUCGUUUGCAAGCGUCGCAUCCACCGAGCGGUACAGUUCGAAGAGCUCGCGAUUGCUUCGUUGCAAUUCCCGUCGCCGAAUCCGGACGAUUCUAGUAGGCGUGGACACGUGUUCGACGGCCCGCAGACCGACGCUUACAUCAAAAGAAGACGAAUAGGACUGUUAAAAUGCGCAAUCUACGAGAGCUUCAAUCUCUGUACGAUCGACGCGCGCACUCACGGCGUGUUGACGGAUCGCUUGAUGACGCACUUCAACCGUCUCGUGGACGAGUUCGUCAGUUCGUGGAACGCGCAGAAAGAUGAGGAGGAACGCAAGCAAAAGGAGGCGGAGUCAUUGUACAAGACGAGGACCAGGUGCGACGAGAAGUCCGAAGAGGCGGAGUCGCACGAGGAGUUCCUCCAACUGUUCCCCACCACUUUCGAGGAGGAUUUUCCGGACUUUCGCAAGUCCGAAGAGCCCGCGGACGAGUCACCCCCGCGGGAAACUAAUCACCCAUCGUCGGCCAUGACCGAAGACGACCUCGCCUGCGUGGUCGACCUUCACGCGAAGCUAGUGAGAAAUUUCACGCGGACCGAGUGGUUGGCGCCCGAUACGACCGAUAAAAAACUCAUUCCGGACGUUUUGACGCCUUUAGUUGAGAAAUACAAACUGCUACAGGAGUCGUUGACCGAUAAGACGUCCCUGAUGGGGUAUUACGUAGACGAAGCCCUCGUAGGUGGGUUGAUGGUAGUCACAAAAGCGUCGAAGGAGGUAUACGGUGAAGUAGGACAUUUAGGCGAGACAAACAAAGACUUCUACCAUGAUCCCAACGUCGGCGAAGUCGCUCAAUGCCACGGCCUGCUCAAAGAGCUCCGGGCGAAGGUCGCCAACCUUUUGGAGCAGUGGCCCGGGCAACCGACUCUUCAUUCCAUUCUCGUCAUCGUGGAUCGUAUCUUGAACUUCGAGGUCACGAGCCCGGUGUCCAGGUACCUCGCCGGUCUCGAGCUGCUCCUCGACAAGUGCUACGAGUGGGAACAGGUGGCUCAUUCGGGCGUCAGCGUUAGCGAGUUCUGCUCCGAUCUCAUCGGCCGGAUCAUCACCUGGAGGAAGCUCGAGCUGAACAAAUGGAAAGAUUUGCUUAACGGCGCUUACGAAAGAUUACAGCGACCGUUGAUAAAAUGGUGGGUGUACUUGUACAACGUCACCGAUCAGUACGCGGCUGGGAACCAGUCGAACACUAGCGAAUUGAUCGAAACGUUGAAAUGUUUCGUGACCACGUCGUCGAUUGCCGAAUUCGAGGGUCGUGUGGAACUCUUGUUCGAAUUCCAUUGUCGCGCUGCCGUUUCGGGGCCAAGAGAUUUGGCGAACGCGCUCUGGAACUUGUGGAACUACUACAAGCAAUUCUACGCAGGCGUCAAGGCUAAACUCAAAGACAUGAGGGCGCCGAUCGAGAAGAAAAUCAAAGAUUACUUGAAGAUCGUGAGGUGGAAGGACGUCAAUUACUGGACCGUCAGGGAUACUAUUCAGAAGUCGCACAAGACGCUGCACAAGUUCGUCAGAGAGUAUAGGCAAAUCCUGCUGAGGCCCGUUUCCCCGUACCUGGUGUCCGCCUUCGCGGACAGUUCGCCGGAAACGAUCGGAAUUUGGGACAGGCCGCUGCGUCAGAAUCCAAAAUUGUACCAUUACCUAUCAGACAUGGACUCGUACUUGGUAAAAUCGCCCCCCAAAGAUCGCCUACUGACCACGUCGCGCAAACUGUGCAAGGAUCUGAUUUCCGGCGCUCAAUAUCCGACUCUUCUGCGUAAUCUGGACGCGUUCGUUGGCCACGUGAUCGACAACGCAGCACGUCUACGUAAUUUAGAGGUGGACGCCACCGCAUCGCCCGACAAGCGCAAAUCCCAAGCGAAGGCGAUCCUGCGACAAAAGCAGCUUGCUCUCGCCGAACUGUUCAAGAGUCUGACCAAAAUGGGGUUAUCGUACAAGGCGGGGCUAGUCGAGGCGAAUGCUCGAGACCCCGAAAACGAUUUCGUCGCCGACCCCAUCGACUUGGAAGCGUGUCUGAGCCACGUCGGUUACCAUCGCGGCGACGAGAAGAUUCUGACCAUCUGGGAGCACUGUGAGACAUACUACUACCGAUGCCUCGUCCGGUUCGACGUUCUGGCGGAGGCGCUGAAGGCUCCGCUGUCGGAAUUCGGGUUGGGGAACAUCGAGCGGUGUCGCGGCUACGCCGCCCACCUCAUGGCGUCGGUGCGCAAGCAAAAGAGACGACUGACCGCGUCGACCCGCCUCUACUAUCGCCUGCGAGCGCGUUCUAAACAAUUGAACCAGACGUACGACAAAGUAGAACGCGCCGACUCCGCCCACUUGUCCGACCUGAAAGCGGCGCUGACGCACGCAGCCGUUGCGGCGCGCGAAAUAAAGCUCGUACUCGAUUCGCGUCCAUCGGACGACUGCCUAGCCGACAUCGACGUCCCGGUACUGGACCCGAAUGCUUGUCAGAACGACGCCUAUUGGAAGGAGGCGGAGCGAUGCGUGGACGGUAUAACAUCUUCCGUCGCGACCGUAUCUAACUCCAUCUCAAAAACUGACCCGGACGUACCCGGUGACGUCUCCGCGACUCGUCUCCGCGCUUUCGUCGACCGUGACGUUUUCGAUCGUGAGAUGACGUCACUUAUCGACUACGUAGGCGAACUCGAACGACAUCUGACGCCGUCGACCCCCGCGAGGGGCGUGGCCGUCUUAAAGGACCGAUUAAAACGCGUCGUUGCCGAUUGUCGACACGUGCCAGAGCCACAAGAGGCGGACCUGACGCGCCUCCACGCGGAACUCACGGCUACCAUCCAGCUGGUGUUCCAGAAGUUGUACAAAAAGCACCGGGAUGGGCAUCCCGACGACUCCACCGAUGCGGAUCUCCGCGACGACCAUCUCAAGACUCUGAUCGUGGGCGAGUUGACCUCCGACGUGGCCGAUCUCGAUCUGGAACGCCUCCUCCGUACUGCGGAUAAGCUGCUCGACGCGACCUCGAAGUCACCUACAAAAGGGGCGUGCCCGAUGCUCGAGCAACUCCUGCUGCUCGCUCAGUAUUUCAUCACGCAGCAGGUGUCCGCGUACAGGAUCACGUGCAAACUGACUUCGACGCUGCUGAACAUUUUCGUCGAGCUCGUCUCCAAGGGAUUCUGCGUGCCGCCCGAGCUGUCGUCGGAAAAGGACGGCGAGGGGCAGAGGAAACCGUCGGACGGACUGGGUUUGGGUGACGGUCAAGGCGAGAAGGACGUCUCCGACAGGAUAGAGUCGGAGGAUCAGCUGGAAGACGCGCGUCCUGCUGGAGAACGUGACGAAGGCGACGAUUCCGACUGCGAGGAGGCCGGCGACGGCGUCGAAAUGAGCGAAGAUUUCGACGGGCGCAUGCAAGAUAAGCGACACGACGAAGACGACCAAAGUGAAGCCGAUUCGGAUAGGGAGGAGCAAAUGGGCGAGACGGAGCGCGGCGCCGACGAAUUGGACAAGGAGAUCUGGGGAUCGGACGAAGAGAACGAGGCGGACGGUGACGAGAAUGAAGGGAGUGGCGACAGGGGUGAAGAAAAAGACAAGGGCAAGCUUGGUGCGAAAGAGGACAAAUCGGGCAAAACCGGGGAUCCGCAAGAAGACGACGAAGAGGCCGGCGGAGACGACGAGAGGGACGAGUUUCAAGACCAAGGAUACGACGACCAGCAAGUGGAUCCCUACCACGGGAACCAGCCCGAGCUACCCGAACCGGAAGCGAUGGACCUGCCUGACGAUCUUCAGUUGGACGACGGCGAAGGCAAGGAAGACGACGGAGAGGAAGUCGCGUUCGAAGAAGGCCCGGAUAAGGAGCCGACCAAUCCUGACGAACCGGCCGGUGACGACAAGGAGGAGAAACUCGACGACAGAGAGGUAGAAUUUAGCAGCGACGACGAGGAGGUUAACGGGGACGAAAAGGACAACGCGGUCGAAGAAGAACGACCGGUCGACGAGGAAGGCGUGUCCGGUAACGAACCACAAGCGGAGGAAGGUGACGCGAACGGCGAGGAGAAAGAUAACGGCCACGCCCCCGACCAAAACCCUUCGGGCGAGGACGGCGUCGAAGCUAUGGACGCGGAAAAUUCCGAAGCCGUCGAUAAGACGCAAGCGGCAGCGUCCGAGGAUCUCCGGUCCGAAAAACCGGACGAUAGGAGGGGCGAAUCGAAUGACGACGGUCUGGGACAGUCGGAAAUGGAGGAGAACGCUGCCGGACAUUCGGCGUCGGCGUCGAACGCGCGGCAGCUAAAGAACGCGGAAUCCGGUCUCGACGAGGAGAAAAAGCGCAGACCCGGCAAGUCGGAUUCGAAGAGGAGCCUGGGGGACGCGCGACACCCGGCGAUGAAGAAACGGAAGACGUUGGAAGCGAAGCAGUCCGCGGAGGAGCAGGAGGAGGAGCCGACCCGAAACGACGAUAAAACGGACCUUUUCGAGCAUAUGGCGGACGCGGGCGACGAGGCACCGGCUCAGGUGGUAGACGCGGCGACCGACGAGCAAAUCGAACAACGACGCGGAGUUUUGCACGACGAAGAAGACGACAAGGAGGAGAAGGACGAAAGCGAGGUGCGAGAAGAUCGACCUAUGGAAGUCGACGAAGAGGCGGAGACAAAACGCGGCGAGCCCAAAGAUUCGAGGGACAAGGGCGGCAAGGCGAAGGACCAUCGCGAGAGUGACGUCACGGGUGAGUUUCAAGACGACGCCGCAAUAGAGGGCGAGAGGGUGCGUACGACGACGGUGGCUCGCGGCACCGAUUCGUACCAUCACACGCGAUACGACACCGAGAGAGAUCCGGUGACCAGCGUCGAUCCUCGGGAAGCGCUUCGGUUACGGUCGGAGGUCGAAGCUCAGCUCGCGGCGAAGGGCUGGUCGCCCACUUCGCCUGACGCCGAUAGGGCGUGGCAAAAGAUCGCGUCGUUGACGGCGAGCCUGGCGCAGGAUUUGUCCGAGCAGUUGCGUCUGGUGCUCGAGCCGACGCAGGCGAGCCAACUGCGCGGCGAUUUCAGGACCGGGCGCAGAAUCAACAUGCGCAAGAUCAUUCCUUACGUGGCGUCGCAGUUCCGCAAGGACAAGAUCUGGCUGAGGCGGACCAAACCGUCGAAACGCGAUUACCAGAUCGUGCUAGCGAUCGACGACUCGUCGAGCAUGGACGACAGCCACUCGAAGGAGCUCGCGUUCGAGAGUGUCGCGUUGAUAUCGCGGGCGCUCUCGUUACUCGAGAGCGGACAGCUGGGCGUGGUCAGCUACGGCGAGAAAGCCAAGGUGCAUCACAGCCUCGCGGAGCCGUUUACUAACGAAAGUGGCGUCGAAUUGCUACAGACGUUGAAGUUCGACCAGCAGCGGACGUGCGUCGGCAAUAUGGUGGAAUUCGUGACGGAACUGUUCGAAGUGUCGCCAUCUAGCGGGAGCGGUCGCAGCGCAAAGCUGUUGCUCAUAGUUAGCGACGGAAGGGGUAUAUUUUCCGAAGGCGAGACAUACGUCAGACGAGCUAUAAGAAAGGCGAAGCUCGCCGGUAUAUUUAUGGUGUUCGUGAUAGUCGACAGUCCCAAAAAUAAUGACUCAAUUUUGGACAUAAGGCAGCCGGUGUUUAAGGACGGGAAACUCGUGGAGAUGAGGUCCUACAUGGACGCGUUCCCGUUCGGUUUUUACGUCGUUCUCAGGGACAUCGACGCGUUGCCGAGCGUGCUGAGCGAUGCGCUUCGUCAAUGGUUCGAAAUCGUGUCGAACGUCGACGCUUUACUUUGUUAAUAAACGAAU